This is a messenger RNA of Lathyrus sativus (Indian pea), 2523 nucleotides long. Lineage: Eukaryota; Viridiplantae; Streptophyta; Magnoliopsida; Fabales; Fabaceae. The record is from the annotation of a GenBank genome assembly.
AUGGACACUCAAAAUCUGAUUCUACAUUUCAUUCUUCUGAUUUUCAUUUUCAUUCCCUUUUCAUUCUCUUCUUUCAUUCCUUUAGAUGACUAUCUUCUCAACUGUGGAUCAAAUACCAAUGUUACUCUUUUCAACAGGCUUUUCAUAGGUGAUGAUGAUUUCACCAACAAAGGUUCAAUUUUGAUAUCUUCAGACAAAUCAGUUUCCUUAACCAACCAAAACCCUCCUCCAAAUUUGUCUACUUUGUAUCAUACUGCAAGAGUUUUCAACAAAAUGGGAAGUUACAGAUUCAUCUUGAAGCAAAAUGGUACCUUCUUUGUUCGUUUUCAUUUCUCAUCUUUUAAGGCUCAUGGUUUUGAUCUUAAAGUUGCAAACUUUAGUGUUUUGGUUGGUGGGAAAUUGAUUUUGAAUAGUUUCAAUCCUAAGGAUAGUGCUAAUGAUGCAAUUAUUAAAGAGUUUAUUUUGAAAGUGGAAUCAAGUUUGCUUGAAAUUGUGUUUAUACCUGUUAGUGAUUCUGGUUUUGGCUUUGUCAAUGGUGUUGAAGUGUUAUCUGCUCCUGAAGAUUUUGUUGUAGAUUAUGGAGCUAGGUUUGUUGGUUCUUUUGGUAUUAGGGAAUACAAGAAUCUUACUUACGAUGUUUUAGAAACGAUUCAUAGGAUUAAUGUUGGAGGUGUGAAAUUAACUCCUUUUAAUGAUACCCUUUGGAGGACAUGGAUUCCUGAUAGUGAAUUUCUGGUUUUUAAGGAAGCAGCUAAGGCUGUAGUGAGCACUCACACACCGGAUUAUCAGAAAGGAGGCGCGACUCAGGAGAUUGCGCCCGAUAGUGUUUAUAUGACUGCUCAGGAAAUGAAUAGGGAUAAUCAAUCCAUUUUAGCUUCACAAUUCAACAUAACAUGGAAUUUUCAAGUGGAUUCUGUUGGUGUUCGACACUUGGUUCGGUUGCAUUUUUGCGAUAUUGUUAGUCCUUCUCUUAAUUUGCUGUACUUUGAUGUGUAUAUUAAUAGAUAUUCGGCGUAUAAGGAUGUAGAUUUGUCGUCACUUACUUUCCAUAUGCUUGCGUCUCCGGUUUAUGUCGAUUUCGUUGUUGAUUCUGAUGACUCGGGUGUUAUUCAAAUAAGUGUUGGCCCUUCUAGUCUUAGUAGUUCGAUGAGGACAAAUGCGAUACUUAAUGGCGCCGAGAUUAUGAAGGUUGUGAAUGUUAUGGAUUCAAGUUCACAUGUUGCUCGUAGGAAGAAAAGGUUGUCGGAGGUGUUGGUUGGUUCAAUUGUUGGAGGAGUUAUUGUUUUACUUUUAGUUAUAGCUGUUUUUCUAGUUUGUCGCGGAUGCAGGAAGAAGAAACCGAAACUAAGGAUAGUUGAAAGUGUUGGAUGGACGCCUUUACGCAUGUUUGGAGGGAGUUCACUUAGCAGAAUGUCGGAAGGGACAGCUUAUCAGUCUCCCGGUUCAUACGGACAUUUCGGCUUGAAAGUUGCUUUUGUUGAUAUACAAUUAGCAACUAACAAUUUCGACGAAAGCCUAGUUAUAGGAUUGGGUGGAUUCGGUAUGGUUUACAAAGGUGUUCUAAGAGACAAUUUGAAGGUUGCUGUCAAAAGAGGCAUGCCAGGAUCAAGACAAGGUCUACCUGAAUUCCAAAGUGAAAUAACAAUUUUAUCCAAUAUUCGACAUCGCCAUCUUGUUUCUCUAGUUGGAUUUUGCGAAGAGAAUUCAGAAAUGAUACUGGUCUAUGAGUAUGUCGAAAGAGGGCCACUCAAAGAUCAUCUAUAUGGUUCAGAAGGACUCCUUCAACCUUUGUCGUGGAAGAAGCGUCUCGAGAUAUGCAUCGGUGCUGCUCGAGGUCUACACUAUCUUCACACAGGUUUCACACAAGGAAUCAUCCACCGUGACAUUAAAUCGACCAACAUUUUACUUGACGAAAACUAUGUUGCUAAGGUUGCUGAUUUCGGUCUUUCGAGAUCAGGACCUUGUAUCGAUGAAACACACGUGAGUACUAAUGUGAAAGGUAGUUUCGGUUAUCUUGAUCCAGAGUAUUUUCGAAGGCAACAACUUACAGAUAAAUCAGAUGUUUAUUCAUUCGGCGUUGUUCUUUUCGAGGUUCUUUGUGUUAGGCCUGCUGUUGAUCCACAACUUGACAGAGAACAAGUGAAUUUAGCAGAAUGGGCUCUUCGAUGGCAGAAGAAGGGCAUGUUGGGCCAUAUUAUUGAUCCUUAUCUUGUUGGUAAGAUCAAAGAAAGCUCAUUGAAGAAAUUUUCUGAAACCGCGGAGAAAUGUUUGGCCGAAUACGGCAUUGAUAGGCCGUCUAUGGGUGAUGUGUUAUGGAACUUGGAGUAUUCACUUCAACUUCAAGAAAGUGAUCAAGAAGUGAAUGUCACAUAUGCUGAUAGCAUUGCUGAUUCAGAAGUGAAUGUUACAUCUUCUAUAAUUCCUAGGAAUCCUCCUAGCAGCAUAAGAUUAGAGGAAGAUUAUGGUAACAAUUAUUCUGAUGUAAGUAAUGUAAGUACUACCAAAAAAUUUUCUCAUGACUAG